Messenger RNA from Plectropomus leopardus (leopard coralgrouper), 1020 nucleotides. The record is from RefSeq and is a predicted model, not a curated record. NCBI's taxonomy places the organism in Eukaryota, Metazoa, Chordata, Actinopteri, Perciformes, Serranidae.
UUAUGUCCUGCAGACAUCCAGCAGCUGUUGGUGGUAGAAGAAGAGCUUCUCCCGUCCAGUGUGGACCAGGAGGACCCAGAGCCCCCACACAUUAAAGAGGAGCAGGAGGACCCAGAGCCCCCACACAUUAAAGAGGAGCAGGAGGAGCUGUGGAGCAGUCAGGAGGGAGAGCAGCUUCAAGGUCUGGAGGAGGCUGAUAUCACCAAGUUCCCAUUCACUCCUGUCCCUGUGAAGAGUGAAGAUGAUGAAGAGAAACCUCAGUCCUCACAGCUUCGUCAAAGACUAACUGAACAGAUGGAAACAGAAGCUGAUGGAGAGGACUGUGGAGGACCAGGACCAGACAGGAACUCACAUCCAGAUACACAUUUACAACCAGAGACUGAGGACAAGACUGGAGACUCUUCUGAACCUGAGAUUGAAGUCAGUGUUGAUGAUUGCAAGGAGACCAGAGAACCUCAGUCAGGUUUAAACUCUCUGAAAAAUAAUCAAGUUCCUGUCAGUGAGAAACCAUUCAGCUGCUCUGAAUGUGGGAAAAGAUAUGGCGUCAAGAAAAAUCUGAAAAGACACAUGAUAACUCAUUCAGGAGAGACACCAUUCAGUUGCUCUGAGUGUGGGAAAAGAUUUGGCUUCAAUAAAGCUUUCAAUGAGUGUGGGAAUCUAAGGAGACACAUGAUAACUCAUACAGGAAAGAAACCAUUCAGCUGCUCAGUUUGUGGUAAAGGUUUCAGCGAAAAUGCAAAACUGAAGAUACACAUAAGAACUCAUACAGGAGAGAAACCUUUCAGUUGCACAAUGUGUGAUAAAGCUUUUAAUGAGCAAUGGAGUCUAACAAGUCACAUGAGAUCUCAUACAGGAGAGAAACCAUUCAGGUGCACAGAGUGUGGGAAAGCUUUCAGUACAAGUGGCACACUGCAUUCCCACAGGAGAACGCAUACAGGAGAGAAACCAUACAGCUGCUCAGUUUGUCACAAAUCUUAUACACAGAGUGGUAGUUUAUCCAAACACAUGAAAUCCCACAAA